AUGUCGCGCCAUUCGGGCGCCUUCUUUGGCGCAGACGACGUCUCUUCGCUGCCCCUCCACAACGACCCGCACGUCGGCAUCAACAUGUCUGGCCUCGACCUCAUCAACGCACAGCACCAAUCCGCGCAAUACUCCAACCCCGCCUAUCCUCCCAGCCCGUCUUCCAUGCGAUCCCCGCACUCCUCGCACGGACAUACUUCCAACAACAACAGCAACAACAACAAGUUCGUCCAGAGCCCAAACAGCCUCGGCACCGCCACCUACACCUCGCCGCGUCUCCACAACAGCCACGCCGCUGCCAACUACACCCUUGCGGAUCCCAACCAGUCUUCCGAGCGCUACUCGUUCGACAUCCAGAACCAGCAUCAACACCUGCAGCACGAUCACCACGCCGCACAAGCUGCCGCACAAGCUGCCCCACACCGCAACGACGGCCUCGGCAGAUCCCUCUCCAUGGGUCACUCCUCCCAUCCGAGCCGGUCCAGAUCCGCCUCCAACCUCGCAAAUCACGGCUCAGCCAUGUACCUCUCCGCACACUCCGGCGCACUCUCUUCCGGUCAUGGCAGCAACGGCAGCGGCAGCUCCGGCUCCUAUCUCUCCUCCCUCUCGCCCUCAGGCAUGCGCAACAGCAGCUUCAUCAGCUCCACUACUCCCGCCGCAAACACGGCUGCUGCUGCUGCUGCUGCCGCAACCAACUCUUCCGCGACCUCCCCGCAAAUCUCCUACUCUGGACUGCCGCCUCUAUCCUCCGCCUCCUCUCAUCCCAUGAGCCUGCUUCCCGCACCCCAGAUGCUCACCAGUCCUUACUCCAACUCCACCAGCAGCCGCCGCUCCUCCAACGCCAUGGAUACCUCAACCGGCUCCUCCUCGGCACGCGACGCUCCCAACACAAAUCCCUACAGCCCCAACUCCUCCGCCUCGAGUCGCUUUCGCUUCUCCAACACCACACCCAACCCCACCAAGCACGACCCUGCCAACCUCAUGGACGUCAGCUCGCCACGCGACACUCCCACUUCGCCUCAACAUCUCCACCACCACCACCUCGGCUCCAACUCGGGCCUCGGCUCCAACUCGGGCCUCGGCGACCUCUCCGACUCCUUGCCCUACGCCUAUCAGUCCAGCCAUGCCAACCAGUACGCAGCUAGCAGCGCGCGCAACAUGCAAGCCGCAUCGGCCGCACCCCGCUCCCCCUCAAAUCAACCAUCCGCCGGUCUCUUGCCUUCCUCUGCCGCCGCACAAGCAGGCCGCAACAGCAUGAUCCUCGACUCCUCCUCCAGAGACAAUGCACCGCGCAACUCGUCCGUCUACUCCGACGCCUCUGCCUACGCACACCACGGUCUUGGCCUCGGCCCCUCGGCCGGCAUGAUGACCACCGCUUCCGACAACUCCAGAACUUCCUCCUCCUCCAACAGACGCGCCGACGCCGCCGCCGCCGCCGCCGCCGCUUCCGCCCGCUCCUCACGUCGCAAUCAGGGCUUCCGUCGCGUGCGCGACUUUGACGACCUGCGUCCCAUCAUCCACAAGAGCACCGCAGCCGCUUCCGGCGCAGCCGCCCUUUCCGACGGCUCCGCAGCCACCGCCGCGGCACGAGCCACAACAAGACGCGCCGAUCCCGCAGGCGGUUUCGUGAGCCCGCUCAAAGCCUUGACCGCCUAUCUCCAUCACACCUACCACCUCGUCAACCCCGCCUUCUUCUACGAGCUCAGCUUCAACCCAAGACGCGUCCUCACAAAGGGCAAGCCCGUACAGAACGACGGCCGCGACAACGAGGACAGCGACUACAUCCUCUACGUAAACGACUGGCUCGGCACCGAAGAGGGUCACAAGUACCUCAUCCUCGACAUCCUCGGCCAGGGCACCUUUGGCCAGGUCGUCAAAUGCCAGGACAUGACCACCCACGAGAUCGUCGCCGUCAAGGUCAUCAAGAACAAGCCCGCCUACUUCAACCAGAGCAUGAUGGAGGUCACCGUGCUCGAGAUGCUCAACGGCAACUGGGAUCCCAACGACGAGCACCACAUCCUGCGUCUCAAGGACACCUUUAUCCACGCAAAGCACCUCUGCCUCGUCCUCGAGCUCCUCUCCUCCAACCUCUACGAGCUCAUCAAGCAAAACUCCUUCCAGGGCCUCAGCACCAGCCUCGUACGCGUCUUCACCGCACAGCUCCUCGACGCUCUCACCGUGCUCAACGAGGCGCGCCUCAUCCACUGCGAUCUCAAGCCCGAAAACAUCCUACUCAAGACGCUCCAGACGCCCUCCAUCAAGCUCGUCGACUUUGGCUCCGCCUGCCACGAAAAGCAGACCGUCUACACCUACAUCCAGUCGCGCUUCUACCGCUCCCCCGAGGUGCUCUUGGGCUUGCCCUACAACUCGGCCAUCGACAUGUGGUCGCUCGGCUGCAUCGCCGUGGAGCUCUUCCUCGGCUUACCCCUCUUCCCGGGCACCAGCGAGUACAACCAGAUCUGCCGCAUCGUCGACAUGUUUGGCCUGCCUCCGCAGUGGAUGCUCGACAACGGCAAGCAGACCCAGGAGUUCUUCGCCGUCUUUACCGACGAGUACGGCCGCAAGAGCUACCGCCUCAAGUCGAUCGACCAGUACUCCAAGGAGCACAACGUCCAAGAGCAGCCCUCCAAAAAGUACUUUAAGGCCACGACGCUGUCCGACAUUGUCAAGACCUAUCCAAUGGCUCGCAAGAGCGGCAAGUCGGCCGACGUGCAAAAGGAGAUGGCCAACCGCAGCAGCUUCAUCGACUUUGUCACCGGCCUCCUCAACAUGAAUCCGCACGAGCGCUGGACGCCCCAACAGGCCAAGCUGCAUCCCUUCAUCACGGGCGAAAAGUUCUCCAAGCCCUUCCGGCCUCCAUUGAUCCCGACCAGCGUAGCGAGCACCGGCGGCGCCAGCUCGUCCUCCUCGUCGCGGCCCAAGACGUCCGAUGCGGCCAAGCAUCCGUACGGUGGACUGGUGGGCGCGCAGCAGAGCUCGUCGCGGCCCUCGAACAAGAAUUUCCAGGACGCGGCGGCGUACAACCAGCAUCUGGCACAGCAGCAGGCGUACCACUCGGCAGCGGCGCGUCAGCAGGCGCAGCCGCUUAUUAACAAUCCGUACGCACGCGAAGAUGCAGCCAACGCACAGGCGGCGGCCGAAGCCAAAGCGCAGGCCAAGGCGCAGGCGGCGCAACUGGCCCAGAUGCACCAGCAACAACAGCAGCAGCAGCAGCAGCAGUCGUACAACAUGCGACAUUCGAUGGCGGUGCCGCCUUCGGCGUACUACGAUGCGCAGUCGGCCGACGACGGCGCGUCGAGGCAGCAGCGGUCGGACCAGCGGCUGAGCAUGAUCCCACCGCAGCUUGCCAAGCUUGGACUGGAUGCGAGCAUGGCGGGCGCGCAGAACAUGGCGUCCAUGGUGAAUCGCGACGAUCCGCUGCGCGAGUGGGAGCGGCGGCAGAACGGGCUGGCGCCCUCAUCGGCGGCGACGUCGAGCAAGCAGCGUCGACAGAGUGCGGCCAACUACCAGCAACUCGAUCUGCUGCAGCAGCAGGCCGAGCUCGGCGGAGGCUGGGAUGCAAACAUGGUUGGAAAGACGAGCGGCGGAGGCGGAGGCGGAGGCGGCAGCUCGUUUUCGGUCGUGGUGGAUGGAUCGCAGGAUCGGCUGGGACAGCCACGCAAGGAUGGCAGCAACAACAGUCUGGGUGGUUUGUCGAGCUCGGGCAUUACGCAGCCUCCCGCAGCGUACGGUUCUGCGUCCGGUUCGAGUGCAGCGGGUCGUUACCAAGGCAGCAGUGGCCAUCUUAUGGGCGGAGGUUCGUCACCGGGUCUCGGGUAUGGCAUGUCGGGACUCAACGGCGGAACAUCCAUGUCCACCUCGCACAGCAGCGGUGGUGGGGGGAAUGCCAACACGCUGCCGUUUGAUAUUUACGAUGCGGGCAUGGCGAAUCUGUUGCCUCCAUCGCUAACGCCCGUGCGCAUCCAGGACCGCGACCACGGAGCGAUGCAGUCCAACCAGCAACAGCACUUCUUGCAGCAACUCCCGCUCCACCAGCAACAGCAGUACGCCGCACAGCUGCAGCCCAGAGACAAGCAGCGCCGCGAUGCAAGUGGUGGCAGUGGCGGUGGCAUGAUGGGCGGAUUCGGGGGGCUGUAA
Molecule: messenger RNA, 4137 nt
Organism: Moesziomyces antarcticus
Lineage: Eukaryota; Fungi; Basidiomycota; Ustilaginomycetes; Ustilaginales; Ustilaginaceae
Product: kinase-like protein
Exons: 1
Coding region: 1-4137 (1378 amino acids)
Biological process (GO): peptidyl-serine phosphorylation; peptidyl-threonine phosphorylation
Cellular component (GO): nucleus; cytoplasm
Molecular function (GO): ATP binding; protein serine/threonine kinase activity; protein tyrosine kinase activity
Source: RefSeq, a predicted model, not a curated record